AUGUCGAUUGCUGCUUCUAACACACGCUUCACAUCUAUCAAGGCCCCGGCUUUUAAAGUUGCCAAUUGGAUCAUCUUCGGCCUCUGCGCCAUCUAUACCCUCACCAGCUUCUUCACCAUCAUCUUUCAGUGCGAUCCACCUGGCAGCAGUUUCGACCUGCUAAUCAUCGCACGGAGUGGGAAACCAGCACAGUGUCUCGGGUUCGCCAGCAUGGACACUAUCCUCCGAGCCGUCAACAUUGGGCUCAACUGUUGUUUACUAGCAACUCCUAUCAUCAUCGUGUGCCAUAUCCACAUGUCUCGGAGCAAAAGGGUGCGAAUAUUUAUCUUAUUCGGUGUUGGUGCACUGGCUUUCGUUGGUAGCGUCAUGACGCUCGUCUCCCAGAUCCACCUCAAAGACGAUGUCCUCUGGAACUACACUGGAGUCCUUGGCUGGUCGCUAGCAGAGCUCGCCGUGGGUGUGGUCACAGUCUCGCUGCCGACCCUUGCGUUCCUUCUCCCGAGAUCGACGACAGCGACAUCACGUUCUGGCUGUGCAGAAGUCCAUGUUGUCCAUUCAUACCAGGACAAGUACUUACCCAAGAAUCGCAGUAACACUGUGCUUGUCAAUGUGAUCCGAUAUGGUCCAAGUCCGGAUCUCGUGGACGUCAGAGACCCCAAAGCCAUCUAUUGCACAGCGGAGGUCGAGUUGCAUAGGAAGAGUAUGAGCGCAUGCUCCGAGAGUCAAACACCGUUGACGGCGGUGACGAGGUCGAUGGCGAGACGUGCGCUAGAGACAGGGCCACGCUCGCUGACACGAAGUUCGAGUUCGCUCUGA
Messenger RNA from Cyphellophora europaea CBS 101466, 816 nucleotides. RefSeq lists its product as uncharacterized. The transcript has a single exon. The record is from RefSeq and is a predicted model, not a curated record. Bases 1 to 816 code for a protein of 271 amino acids. NCBI's taxonomy places the organism in Eukaryota, Fungi, Ascomycota, Eurotiomycetes, Chaetothyriales, Cyphellophoraceae.